Messenger RNA from Silurus meridionalis, 7755 nucleotides. It is a transcript of the gene rif1, whose product is annotated as replication timing regulatory factor 1. Gene Ontology annotation, cellular component: nucleus. The record is from RefSeq and is a predicted model, not a curated record. The coding region runs from base 209 to 7396 and encodes 2395 amino acids. Lineage: Eukaryota; Metazoa; Chordata; Actinopteri; Siluriformes; Siluridae. Gene Ontology annotation, biological process: telomere maintenance. The transcript is spliced from 36 exons.
AAGCUGCUCAGCGCGCCUUGUUUGGCGCCAGCGUUUUCGCGGGAUUGCAGAGGAAACAGCGAGACUGUAUCUUCCCCGUUACUGACAGCCACUCAUCAUUUUUCGGUUUAGAAAUAACCCUCGCUUGUUUUAUUGGUGUAAGCUUUUCGUCUAUGCUAACGCCGCUUUUUGAUGGUUGUGUUACAUUAGUAUCGGUGAGGACCUGAGGAUGAUGGCCACAGUCCCAAUGUCCAGCUCCAGCCUUCUCCAUCUCCUCAGGACUCUAGAGGACAAAUCUGCCGGUGUGUCUGAACAGACGGAUGCCUACCUUACCAUCGCCAAUCGGCUCAGUGGAGAAGAUGGGCGGCAGUUCUUUCCUUUAAUCAUUAAGCACUUUUCACUCCUGGGCAAAGCCUUUCAGAGACACAUAUCCAGUCAGAAUGAGGAGUUAAGCCAGGCCGCGCUUCAAGCUCUGGGCUUCUGCGUCUUCAACUCGAACAUUGUUUUUGGUAUUCCAUGUACUUUUGCAGAGGAGAUCUUGUUGGCCCUUUGCGGUCUGGUGUUAAAGUCAACAGACAAGAACACAUGCACUCGAGCAUUAUGGGUCAUUUCAAAACAAAAUUUCUCUGCAGAUGUUGUUGCCAAGAAGACACCAGAUAUACUGAAGACUCUAGAAGCUCUUCAGACAAAAGACAUCCAGUCAGUCUUGACUGAACAUGAGUCGCUCAAUGUUGUUAUAAAGCUGCUAGAGCAAGCUCCUGUUCAGAUGACUGAAGGAGCAGUUUUGUGGAUUAAGCUGGUCAUACCUCUGGUAGUUCACUCCGCCUCAAAGGUGCGCUUGCGUGCGGCUGCAGCGCUGGAGAUGGGUAUGCCUCUUCUUCUGGAGAAACAGCAGGAGGUGGCUGCCAUUGUAGAGCCUAUGAUGUCUUCUAAACUUAUCCCUGAGAUGCAGAAACUAUUCUCCAGUAAGAAUGAGAGCAAUGUGCUGAAGCUCUGGCCUUUAUUUGUAAAGCUUUUGGGCAAGUUGCUCCACAAAGGAGGUGCCUUCAUAAACUCGCUGCUCUAUUUAGAAGAGCUGGGCUUCCGUAGCUCCUCUCCCAGCAUUAAGAAAAUUGCCUUCCUUGCCUGGAAGAGCCUCAUCGACAAUUUUGCUCUUAAUCCAGAUAUUCUUUGUAGUAGCAAGCGACUAAAACUACUCAUGCAGCCCCUUAGCUCCAUCCUUGUUAGGACUGAAGCCUUGCUGCUCACCAAAAUAGAAGUCUGGUGGUAUCUUGUGGUCAAACUAGGCCCCAACCUGUCAGCUAACUUUGAACAGGUUGGUGUACCACUGCUGCUUAGUACACUUCCUCCAGAUGCCUCAUUGGGGUCUUCAGCCACUCCUGCUAGAAGCAUAAGCCAGAGCAAUGGCAUUGGACUAGUUACUCCUAAACAAGGCGUUCCUUCAUGUAGCAGUCCAGGUUCUAGCUCUCGCCUGAGCAUUAGCAGUGCGAACGUUCCACAGUCCUUUCCCUCCAUCCAACUGCUCGGGCUGGAGAUGCUACUACACUACUUUUUAGGAUCACAGGCUAGUGCUGCUGCAGCCAAGGGCAGUCUUCAACUCAAUCUUGAGCCUUUGACACACAACCUUCUCAGCAGCCAGUCUUUCUUCAGCAAGCACUCCUCUACACUCAUUGCAGCUGUUAGAGAUUGCUUCAUCUCUGUGGGCAAAGAGGCUCCAGAAGCAUUGCUGAAUCUAAUAUGGACCAGCCUUAUUGGCCAUGUCAGUACAACAAUAGAGGCUGCUGAUAAUAAGAAGGAGAGACAGGGUUCUGAAGUACUUACUCUCCUGCUGCAGGCCCUACAGUCUAUUGUGUCCUCUGAAGCCCUGCCAGCUCCACGGGCUCUGGCCUUGCUAGAAGCUACUGUGAAAGCUAUUCCUCAGAAGGUGCUGGGGUCUGCAGCAUAUCAAGUGGCUGACAUGGAUGUCUUGAAUGGUACUCCAGCUCUUUUUUUGAUUCUUCUCUUUUACAAGAGCAGUAUGUUCUCAUCAUUUGUGACUGAUGAAAGGUUCUUUGUGUGUCUGGAGACCCUUAUCAGUUGCGGUCUCUGUGGGCCCACUUCUCCACUGGCCUUUGGAGAGUCAGUUUUGGGGACAAUCAGUGACCGCGCAGAGGCCGUGGAAAACACAGAGCAUCUGUGGAGAAUGUGGACCCUUGUUGUAAACCCUUUAACUGAUACCAUUACACAGACAAAUGAGGUGAAUCAAGGGGAUGCCCUGGAGCAUAACUUUAGUGCAAUUCAUACAGCCUUGAUGUUUCCGAUUACCCGCCUUUUGUCUGGCUCAGGUCUUCCACAAAUGACUCAGAAGACUAUGCUGAGCACUUGGUCUCGACUGUACAAGGCUUUUGCUCGCUGCUCAGCUCUUGUGGCCACAGCAGAAGAGAAUGUGUGCUGUGAAGAGUUGUGUGCCAGAAUAUCUACUGCACUUGAUGGUGAAGCACUGAAGAGUUUGUCCACUCUUGAUGCAGUAGCAAAUAUCUUGCUGUCCAUUAUUGAAAGUGUGGACUUCUCUCCAUUUACCCCUCAAUUUCAACAGAAGAUGAAAUCCCCUCACACACCACUUGGUUGGGUUCGAAAGAGGAACAAAGCUCUGGGGAAUCUCUCAAACUUCCAUGUGCUCUUGGUGCAGUGUUUAGAAUCUUUCAAAACUCUGGCAUUUUCAGAGGAGACCAGUGGAGUUUUAAGUGGCAUUGGUACAAUGCUCUUCUCCAUAUUGUCCACUCUUUUUACAAGCCUUGCCUUACCCACCAUUAUCCAAGAGUCACUGGCUUCCCUCAUAAAACCUCUUGCGCUUCUUUAUGGACAGUGUUCAGAAGGUGAACAGUCUAAGACCCACUCUGUGCUGGGAUCCAAGUUGGAGAAGCUGAUAGGAGAUGUGCUUGGAACCCUGCAAACACGUUCUGCACUGCAGUAUGAUGAUGAGCUGCUGGAAGUUUUAUCUCCAUUGCUUUGUGUACUUUUUCAACACAAAAGCAAACAGAUCCGAUCCGUCAUUACUCAAUUCUGGAAUGGCACUUUUGGAAAUGCGCUUGUGCUCACAUACCCUGAGAAUCUCAGGUCAGUGUUAAAUCAAGCUAAGCAGAAGUCUCCCUUAAUUUUACCUGGAUUUCAAGCAGUUGAAAAUUCUGAAGAUUUAAGCGGACAGUGCUCAAGUGAGUGUUCUCAACUUGACACCAAAAUCAGUGGGAUUAAAGUGACCUCAGUGGGAAAGAGAGACUCCUUAUUAACCAGAGCAUCGGAGCUAAAGGAAAGAAGCUCUGGAACACCCUCCAAGCCUGUAUCUGUAAAACUGGAUUUUGGGUCUCCGAAGCCACCACGCAAAGAAGUUCUUGAGGAGGAAGCAUCAGUAGAUUUUGUCUUCAUUCCUCCUGAGGCAAAGGAGAGGGUGUUGACUGAACAUCAAAAGGAGGUCAAAAGAACUAAAAGGGUUGAUAUCCCUGCAAUGUACAAUAAUUUGGAUGCCUCUAUGGAUACUACAGUCUUUACACAGUACACUCAGAGCCAAGAAGAAUCCACGGACAAAUUGCCAACACAGGAACAAUCUGAGGCCAAAGAAAAUAUGAUUAAAGCGAAGGAUUUGAUGGCAGGGGCAUCAUCUGGAAUUGAUGAACAAAAGAUGCAAGAUAACAUCAGCCCAGACAACACAGCUUUGGAUGCCAGUGGUCUUCAGGAUUUUGCAAUUCAUAAGGAGAGCCAAAGCCCAAAUGGGUCCGGUUCAUCUGACAUGGUUUCUGGAACACCACCAAAGCCCAGCAGUCGACGUCAGUCCUUCAUCACCCUUGAGAAAUAUGUAGAGGGUAGGCCAGGUGGCUCCCCAAAUGUUACAAAAUUUACUGGCCCACUUUGUAGAAUUUCUUGUAGUCAGGAGACUCCAAAGUCACAAACUAACUCAAAACGGUCUUCACCUACUUCUUACUCACAGCCAGAAAUUGGUAAAGAGGAUUCUAACAAAUCUGCUGAUAUUACCCCAGAUUCUGCUAAUCAGUCUGAUGCAAAAAUCACAGAGUUGAAAUCAGUAUCUAAAUGUCCAAGUGAAGUCACAGAGGAUGAAGAUCAUGUCAUCCCAGACACACAGACGCAAGAGCUCAAAGAGGCAGUCGAUAUUGGGAACACGUCUCCAGACAAAACCAGUGUGGAGGUAAAUGCUGAAAUUGCCUCUACUGAUGUAGAAACUGAGGUUUUUACUGCUUCUCAGGAUUCGAGUCAGGUUGAGCCAAGGAGAUCAGGAAGACGAAGAAGUAAACCUGUUCUGCCAGGGGAAGAGUUGGAUCAGGAAUCAAAAACCAAGCAGCAGAAAAAGACUCCUGUUAAGGCAUCAACUUCAAAUGAUGCUCAAAAGUCUACAUCGGCCAAGAAAACUGAGAUUUUUACUACAAGAACCAGGAGAAGUAGAGUCCAUGAAGAGAGUGGUGAAAGUGGUAAAUUGCACACUAGUGAAUAUAAAGAAAAUACGGGUGAUUCACAAAUACACUCUUUGGCUACCACAACGAGUUUAUCACAGGGAAGGGGUAGAGGCAGGAGUAAAGAGGUUAAUCAGACUGAGCCUUCUGCUGAAAAAAUGUCUCCUUCAAGUCAAACAGAUAAGAAUAAUGAUAGUAAUAAUUAUAAGAAUGAGUCUCCUUUUAAGCAAACAGAUAGUCAGUCACAUUGUAGGCCUGUUAGGCGAACCAGAGUAAGUAGUGGUAACGUGGAGGGUUCAGACAGAAGGCAAAGUGUCGAGCUCUCUCAGGGAGACUCUCCUGCUGGCACAAACAAGCAAUCGGAUAGCCCUGCAUCUGAUUCUGAUAGCCUCUCACCUGCCAGACCAAGAAGAGGAAGGUGGUCUGAAGCAGCUGAGGCACAAAACAAAGAUAAGACAGGACUGAAAAGUGAACAAGUGAGUGAUUUAAAUCAUUCCCAAACACCAAUACCAAUAAAAGGCAAAGUAGGUAGGCCCAAAAAAUCUGAAAAACAGACAAGUAACACCAGUAAAGACACUACAUCAGGUUCCGUGAAUUCUGAAGGUUCACAGGCUAAUGAGAUCAGCAAAUCCCAGGACAAUUCUCAAGGGUGGGGCAAAUAUAGAACUCGUCGCUCAUCUCAAGCCCUGUUGGCAUCAUUUGAAAACUCUGAGUCUGAAGGGUCUGAUACCCAAAACGGACAAAGGUCUAAAAGGUCCAGAGUGCGUAAAUCAUCUGAGAUGGUACCAAGCACACUGAUGAAUGCAAAUGCUCCUGAGGAUAUAUUGGGUACGGAAGAUGCAACUGUCCCUUCAGUCCCAAUGGAAAUAUCAAAGAAUGAGCCAAAGGACUGUUUAGGUGUUAGCACACUGAAUGAGGUUCAAAACAUUAUCCAACCUGAUCUCGAAGAUGAGCCCCCUGUAACUGAAGUCCAAGCAAGUGAACAUGGUGAUUCAAUUGAACUUCGUGAUGAGCAACAAAGUGACAUAGACUCUAGGAUGCAAAUAGAUUCUGAAAAGGAGAAGUAUGUUAACACUGUUUGCGAAGAGAAAGCCGUUGCCAAUGAAAACCUCCUGUCCUCACAAAACAGCCUACAGCAAAAUGCUGAAGUUGAGCUAAAAGCAAGGGAAAUGCUUAAGUGUCCUCAUAGUAAAAAAGGUCGUGGGCGCAGACGCUCUACUAAUUGUAACUGCCACCAAGUUAUCAGCACGCCUUCAAAAGAACUGUGUAGUAAUUCUGAAGAUGUACAGAGUAUUAAGGAAAUCAAGGUUCUUCUUGAAUCCAGCAGUCUGCCAUCUGAUGCUGAGGUGAACAGUUUCACAUCUUCACCGGAAAAAGAGAGAAUGGCACUUAACGACAGUUGUCCUGAUGUUGCUAAUGAACAGUCUUCUCCAUCCUUGCCCAGCUUGACGGAAGCAGAGUUACCUGCUGUAAGACCUGUGAAAAAUCCUAAUGAAAAUGAUGUGAAUGAAGGUCUAAUCCAGGGAGAGGAACACCAAAAAGACAAUGUAGAUGAGACAAAGGAGAAGUAUGAGGAACAGGAUAAACCUUCUUCAGAAAACAAGUUUAGCCAAGUGCAUUCACAGGAAGGUCCAGGUGCACCAGAGCCCUCAUCAAACCAUAGCCAACCUAUGGAGGAUAAGCCAGUAUGCCAUGAAGAGUCUAAAUCUCCUGUCAGUCAGGAAGAAAUAGUUCUUAGUGGAGAAAAAACAGUGGAGAUACCAGAAAAAGAGGAACUUGUGCCUGAAUUAGAUGGUGCAGUUACUGCACUUCCUGAGGGUACUGAAUUAGACAGGGCCUCUCAUGAAGAGGGGGAGGAUGAUGAAGAUGAAGCAACACAAAUAGACAAAGAUCUUCAUCUUCAGACUGCUCUACCUUGUGACGCUUUGGAAACUCCUCAAGCUGCCUCGGCUGAACCUUGUCUGGACUCCCCACCCAAACAGAAAUUUCCAGAUUCUCUUUGUAGGAAUGCAGAAGCGAGGCAGAGUCCUAGUAGUAGUGUGACACGGGGUGUAUGGUCACCAACAGCUUCUCCAUCUACAAGCAUUCUAAAGAAAGGACAGAAGAGGCAAUGUGAAGAAGAUUCUCCAUCACCUCUCAUUAAGUCUCGCAGAGUGUCCUUCGCAAACCCGAUAUACCAUCAGGAAUUGGCCGACGAUAUUGACCGGCGUAGCCCCGUUGUACGGACUAGCUCUCCAAAAUCAAAAACUGUUGGACAGCCUAAGUAUAUUACAACACCGACAAAAGGACUGUUAACCCUCAGUCCUCGCAACCUUCGCAGUCCGGGUUACAAGAGUUCAAAGAAAUGCCUGAUCUCAGAAAUGAGUCAAGAGCCCCGACCCAUUCCAAAGGAUUGUGUUUUUCCUGCACUCGUCUGCUGUUCUACUCCUGUGGAGGCUGUUCUGCCCCAGAUUUCUUCUGCGAUGUGGCCUCGAGGCUUUGGUCAGCUUGUGCGUGCUAGGAAUAUUAAAACAGUUGGUGAUCUGGGUGCUCUAUCACCAAGUGAAAUCAAAUUGCUCCCUAUUCGCUCACCUAAGGUGUCAAAUCUCAAAAAAGCACUAAAAACCUAUUAUGAGCAGCAGCGCAAGGGGCGGCCUGAUGACCUGAAAAGCUUUGAUGAAAUGGAGAAAAUGACCUCUGAGCCUGAGGAGAUGACUGUAGCUCUAAAUCAAGAGGAGGACCAAACAGCUGGAGAUGAACAAGAAGUCAUCUCAUCGGAAGUGCCAUUGACCGUAGCGCAGAAACGGGAAGAGUCAAUAUCUGUGGACCUGCUAUCAGAUGUUGCAGCACUGGGAUCUCGUCUAACCCAAGAGGAGCUUGGAUGCUGUUCACCAAGAGAGCUGGGUCAGAUGCAUGAACAGCUCAGUGGCAUGAUGAGAUGUAUUGUGGAUCAUCUUCAGUCACGUUUAAUCAGCAACCUGGAGGACAGUUUGUCAUGAUUGAUCCAGUCUUCUCAUCCUCAGUCGUCUACAUGAAACCUGCCUCAAUUACUUUUAACUUUUAUUUUGUAAUUUUUUUUUUUAAUCAUGCUUAUAUGCAGUGGACUGCUGUUUUUAGUGAUCGUUUUAGCUGUGGAUCUUCUAACAUUUUCUGGACUGAUGGAAUCUUUCUCCAAUGGGACAUAAAUAGCUUGUACCAUACUCGUAUCCUCUGAGCAUUGAACAAAUUGAAAGGACUUGCUUCUUUUAUUGCCUUUUAUCGGCGCUUCUUGUGUGCUGAUCAGAAUGCAGAUGGCACUUUUAGUAUUUCAAUACUUUAUUUUUUUUCCAUUUGUUUAAAUAAAGGAACAAAGGUGUAA